Messenger RNA from Bombyx mori (domestic silkworm), 2060 nucleotides. RefSeq names its product putative nuclease HARBI1. The transcript is spliced from 2 exons. The record is from RefSeq and is a predicted model, not a curated record. NCBI's taxonomy places the organism in Eukaryota, Metazoa, Arthropoda, Insecta, Lepidoptera, Bombycidae. Bases 925 to 2022 code for a protein of 365 amino acids.
GUAUUUUUUAAAUUUAGGUAUUAAAAAAAGAUUGCUUUUUUGCAAACAGUACAUAAAAUAACAGAUAAUCAUCUUUUUUUUCUACCUAAGCUGAUAGCUUUGAGUGGCUAUGUUAGCGUAAUCGGGCGAGGCGAGCUCACGGGGCUCAAACCUGGCGAAGUUGCUCAUCGACAAAUCACACACUUACUGCGUAGACUGAUAUAAGUUUCAAUAUAAUCAAAUAUAGAUUAGAUUGCUAUAAUAAAUAAUAAUAAUAAAUAUUUACAAACAAUCACGCCACAUUAACACUGGUCCAGUGCUAAGCUCGUAAAGAACUUGUGUUACAGGUACCAGAUAACGGAAAUAAAUGUAAGAUUUUUAUUAUACACAUAAAUAUAUUUAAUAUACAUCCAUAACCCUGGAAAAGACAUUGUAUACAUAUUUAUCAUCGUAAAAAUAUCUUCCCAUGGCGGGAUUCGAACCCGCGACCCCCUUGUGAGUGAUUAUGUCACUUACCACUACACCAGAAGGCCGUUAUACUAUAGACAACAACCUGACAAAGCAAGACUGUUCGUCACACAAAUUCCUCUCAACGUGGUAAUCUGACCCACAACUCUCAGUCUAAGGCCCAUAAUAUCAAUCGUAGUUUAAACUAAAAUCGAAGGUUUAAACUGUCACUGAAGAUCAACUCGUAAUUUCAAUCAAAGUUAAACUGCCCUUCAGAGUUUAAACUAUCGCAAAGUUUAAACGACCAUGAGGGAGCGUUUAAACCAUGAGUUGGGUUUAAACUGCUCUUUUUAAAAUGGCUGCUCGAAAUUAACAGCUGUUGUUUCCUGUCAAAGUAAAUGUAAUAUAAAGUUAGUGUCAGUAAAUAGAGAUAAGUAUUAGGUAAAAUUAAGUAAAAAUUUGAUUGUUAACAAAAGUAGGCAUUUAUAGUGUUAUAAAAUGGCUGAGUGGAAUGAAGACACUGAUUCUGAUAUUGAAGAUUUAGAAAUUCUCAAUGACUUCAAUUCGUAUUUUAACAGACCUUAUCUAGUCAGACCAAGAGAAAACAAUUUCGUUAAGUGGGACGAUACGGAGUUUAUACGUCGUUUUCGUGUAUCUAAGAAUACAGCUUUUACGAUUUUAGAAGAAAUUGCUAAUGACAUAUCACACCCCACAAAUCGGAAUCAUGCAUUGUCAGCGUGUAACCAGUUAUUAUUAACCUUGCGUUAUUAUGCUACUGGAUGCAUGCAAAUUACUGUUGGCGAUUUCAGUGGUGUUCACCAAACGACAGCAGGAAAGGCUAUUAAAAAAGUUACCGAAGCGAUUGCAUCAAGACGAUGCCGAUAUAUAAUGCUGCAAGAUUCUGAAGAAGACAAAAGGAAACAUCAGAAUGGAUUCUACAAUAUGGCUAGGUUUCCUCUAGUGUAUGGAGCCCUUGAUUGUACUCAUAUACGGAUUCAAUCACCAGGUGGACAAAAUGCAGAGUAUUUUAGGAAUAGGAAAGGCUAUUUUUCCUUAAAUACUCAGGCAGUUUGCAAUUCAGACUUGAAAUUUUCGAAUAUUGUGGCUAGAUGGCCGGGGGCAAGCCAUGACAGUACCAUUUUUCAAAAUAGCAGACUCUGUGCUAUUUUUGAAUCAGGUCAGAUGGGCCAACUAGUUCUUCUCGGUGAUGCUGGAUAUCCGAACAAAAAAUAUCUAUUGACACCUCUACAAAAUCCUGUCACAGAAGCUGAGAAACUAUACAAUGAGUCUCAUAUACGAACUCGGAAUUGUAUAGAGAGGGCAUUUGGCAUAUGGAAGAGACGGUUUCCAGUGUUGUCAUUGGGAAUUAAGACCAAAGUUGAACUGGUACAAGAUAUCAUUGUUGCAACAGCCAUUUUACACAACUUGUGUAUCAAGCAUAGUGAUGUCAUGCCUAACUUAGAUGUUAACUUAGAAAAUAUCAUUGAUGUAACUGGCAGUGAUAACAACCAAGAUACCACCCUCAGCAGCAAUUACAGCAACAAUAGUUAUAGAAGGCAAAUGUUAAUUGACAAUUACUUUAGUAGUUUACAAUAGCUGAAUUCCUUUAAAAAAAAGGAAAAUCAAAAUAUAAA